Rhizophagus irregularis DAOM 181602=DAOM 197198 is the source of this 628-nucleotide messenger RNA. RefSeq lists its product as uncharacterized. Gene Ontology annotation, biological process: microtubule-based movement. Lineage: Eukaryota; Fungi; Glomeromycota; Glomeromycetes; Glomerales; Glomeraceae. Gene Ontology annotation, cellular component: cytoplasm; cytoplasmic dynein complex. Gene Ontology annotation, molecular function: dynein intermediate chain binding. The record is from RefSeq and is a predicted model, not a curated record.
UUACAUUGUAUAUAUUGUGAAUAUAUAUAUAUAUAUAUAAAAAGAAAAAGAAAUGGAAACUUCAGAAAUUGUAACAGAUGAGUUUUUAAAUAAAGAAAAUAAAGAAAAUCAAUAUGAAGAACUACAAAAACCCUUUGACUUCCCACCAUUAAUUAAUAAUGGUUUUGAUCUUGAACGUCGCGGAUCAAACGAUUCGAAUUUUUCUCUUCGUCCAAGUUAUAAGCAAAAAUUUAAACCUUCUAUUGCGAGAACACUCAUUCAGCAAAUUUUAAAUCAAAGGUUAAAUAAUGCGUUAUAUGAUAAGGAUCAAGCUCCAGGUUGGGCUCAUGAAAUUUCUCACGAAAUAAAACAAAAAUUAAUAGAUUUAGAAUUGACUCGAUAUAAAUAUAUCGUUAACGUAACAAUUAUGGAGAAUAAAUGUGCUGGGGCAAGAAUCCAAUGUACUUGUGCUUGGGAUAUGGAUACCGACAAUGUUGCACAUGAAACUUUCAAGAAUGAUUCCAUUGUAUGCACAAUCAUGGCGUUUGGCGUUUGUUUCUAUUGAAAUUAUUCCUUUUUGGGUCGCGCGAGUAAGUAAAAAAAAAAUUUUUUUUUUUAUUAAUAAAAAGAUUAUAUAUGUGAUAAAUUU